This is a messenger RNA of Carica papaya (papaya), 718 nucleotides long. RefSeq lists its product as uncharacterized. The record is from RefSeq and is a predicted model, not a curated record. Lineage: Eukaryota; Viridiplantae; Streptophyta; Magnoliopsida; Brassicales; Caricaceae.
AAAUUACUUCUCAACGGGAGUGUGUGAGUUUGAUUUCCUCCUAGUUCUUAAUGGGUCUGGUGUUAUUGGGCCGUGCUACCCAUUUCUUCCAAGAUCCCCCGUUUUGGUUACGCAGAGCAGGAGAGGGAGAGCAGAGAUUUGGAGAGGAAAUGACGGGUGAAGAAGUAGCUGGUCCCGCCGGCCCGAAGCUCCUCCGUCUUCUCUACUUCGUCGGCGCUGGAUUUUUCAGCGUUGCUGCGAUCAACAAGUGGCGCGAAAUCGAGCGGAAAUCAAUUGAGAAACAGCAACAACACCAACAGCAACUGCAAGAGCAAAGUCUGUUAUCUCAAAGCUCUGCAAAUGCGGUACACAAAAGCAUUAAGAAAGCGUUAGCGAGCUCUUUGUUCAUCGAGUUUAGAAUCCAAGACACCACCAUGCUGUAUGUUUUGUGCCAUUGUUCAUAUUCUGCAGCAUCGGGUUCGGGCUUUCUGUAUCUACCGUCCAUGAGGGCAAGCUUGUCCUUGGCUCUCAAUGCGAUCACCAUGGCUCGGCUCUAAGACAAGUAGUUGGAUCCAUCAAGUGUGGUUGUGACGAGUUGCAUUCUAGACUGGUUUGAGUUUAGGAGUGUCAAUACAUCUGUAUUAGGAUUUACUAUUGAGCAGUAGAGGAAUAUUGUAAUAUAGAAAUCAGGAAGAUCAGUGCUUAUCACAGGCACUGCUCUGAUACCAUGUAAAGAAAA